CCGUCGAACGUCAUUUCCGCGCGAUGGAUGCUGUACUUCCUGUGUUGUGGGACUCGAGCAGAAGCGAAAGAAGUGUGUGUUGAAGCACAAUGUUCAGACAUGAAGGCGCUUCGCUGCUUCUGCGUCUGUUCUCUGCUUCUGCUGGAGGUGUCCUCGGGACUGGGAGAUCUUCGGCGUCCUGAGAACGUCCGUGUGGACUCACUCAACACCCGUUAUGUUCUGCGCUGGGACUGGCCUCACGAGACCGCCGCCAACCAGAGCGUCAGCUUCACUGCGCAGUAUCUAUCGGAGUUUCGGAUGCGGAAGGCCAGUAGUGAGAAGUACUGGAAGUCGGAGUGUGAAAAUGUUUUGGAGCUUCGCUGUGACUUCACUGGAGCUGAGCUGCAUUAUAACGGCUUGUAUCUGUUGCGUGUGCGGGCAAACACAUCACAACAGUCCUCUGACUGGGUCUGGAUCAGAUUCUGUCCAGAUAAACAAGCUGCUUUAGGUCCUCCCUCCAAUGUAAAGCUAAACUCUAUUGAAGGAGAUCUGGAGAUCAUCAUCACUGAUCCUCUGAGCAGCACUAACCAGUCCAUGAAAACUUUCCUGGACAGGCUGAGCUACCUCGUCCAGUACUGGAGGCGCUCUGAAGAGCCUCAGAAGGCUAAAGAUCUGGAGACAAAGAACAAUCUGGUGAUGCUGACUGACCUGCACAGACAGACGUUGUACUGUGUGAGAGUUCAGAGCCGUGAUGACUUCUAUAACAAGAGCAGCAUCUUCAGCGACACACACUGCAUACGCACUGAAGGUCAGUUGCCAUACUGGCAGAUAUUUCUGUACUUCCUGAUCUCUCUUCUGCUGUGCUUCCUGCUGGUGCUGCUGCUAUUCUUCUGCUUUUACAAGAUGUUUACGGUCUUCAAGAGUACCUUUCGCCCAGCCAUUCAACUCCCAGAUCACAUUCAGGAGCUGUGGUUAAGUGACUCCGAGAAGCCGCAGCUGCUGGCUCCUGAGUCUCCAGAGUCUGUGUGUGAGCCGCUGGUCGUGGUCAGUGCUGAUCUGGACGCUGUGGCGGUGGAUGAACACUUGAACGCUGAGGAACAGGACUCCAGCACACACAGCCGACACGGCAGCGGAGACUCGGGCGUUUACUCCACAGAGGAGGACUCCUGUCACAGAUCCACACACACAGACCUACAGACGAGCAGCAGAAAGCACAGAGAAGAGAUGCAUGAUGGGAACCGGCUGGAGAUCUGCGCUUGAAACGCUCCACAGACGUUGCAGCUUUGACUUUCUCUCUUCCUACAUCUGUCUGCUUAUUGUACACGUGGAGAGGUUUAUGACAUUUGACUCAUAUUUCUCAUAUCUGUAUGUUGCCGUGCAGAUCUCUUAUGAUUCUUAUAGAAUCCUAAUUCAUUUCUGUCACUAGAUGACUUUUUGUUAGCUUCAACAAUAGCAGCAUUUAUUGAUUGUUUCAUCAUUCUUCAUCUCUCAGUAUCUUAUUGAAAACAUCACAUUUUAAUAAUCCAGUGCUUGCUUGCUUGUAAUGAAAAGACGGAUGUCUUUAUGGUAUUUUUUGUCAACUCAGUUAUGGAUAAAUUGGGCAAUGUGCAGAAAUAACAAUAAAUCAUAAAGAAAUAAAAACA
Messenger RNA from Puntigrus tetrazona (Sumatra barb), 1622 nucleotides. RefSeq names its product interferon alpha/beta receptor 1a-like. Gene Ontology annotation, molecular function: interferon receptor activity; protein binding. The record is from RefSeq and is a predicted model, not a curated record. Lineage: Eukaryota; Metazoa; Chordata; Actinopteri; Cypriniformes; Cyprinidae. The transcript has 7 exons. The coding region runs from base 28 to 1239 and encodes 403 amino acids.